Zingiber officinale is the source of this 1238-nucleotide messenger RNA. RefSeq names its product ethylene-responsive transcription factor RAP2-13-like. Gene Ontology annotation, molecular function: DNA binding; DNA-binding transcription factor activity. The transcript has a single exon. The record is from RefSeq and is a predicted model, not a curated record. Gene Ontology annotation, biological process: regulation of DNA-templated transcription. Lineage: Eukaryota; Viridiplantae; Streptophyta; Magnoliopsida; Zingiberales; Zingiberaceae. Bases 143 to 1000 code for a protein of 285 amino acids.
UCCCAACAUGGAGAGCUAGAGAAACAAAUCUCGAUUCUGAAACUCUAGCAAUCUUGAUAAGGUUUUAGAUCUUCUGUAGUUUUUCCCCGUCUUCAUAACCUCUGUUUUGGAUAAAGAUUUGGUUUUGCUUCAUCCAGAAGCCAUGGCUACAGCUAUAGAUGUGUAUAAUGGAGUGCAGCUUUUGUCAUCAGAUCCUUUAAAUGGAGCACUUGAAGCUUUGAUUCAUGGUGCUUCAAUUCCAUCUUUCUCAGGCUCUGCUUCCCCUCCACCCUCUUCUUCUUGUCUAUAUCAAAAUCCUGUCUUUGAUUGCUUUAACUCUUCUUCUCUGAGAGCUGACAUGGUGCAAGUUAGCUUCUCGAGCCCCGGUCACCUUCCUCCGUUCCAGUGGCAGCAGCAACUCUCGUCGGCCGCUUCGGGGCACUUCCUUGGCCUCCGGGCGCAACCCAUGAAGCGAGCAGCCGCUUUUCCUUCGCAGCCCGCUGCCAAACUCUACCGCGGCGUCCGUCAGCGCCACUGGGGAAAGUGGGUGGCUGAGAUCCGUCUUCCCCGGAGCCGCACCCGCCUCUGGCUCGGCACCUUCGACACCGCCGAGGGGGCGGCCGUGGCCUACGACCGGGCCGCCUUCAAACUCAAGGGGGACGCCGCGAGGCUCAACUUCCCGGAACUCUGGAGAAACGGGGCUCACUUCGGCCCCCCGCUCCACCACGUGGUCGAAGCCAAGCUCCAAGAACUUUGUGAAAAUCUAGCCGGUUCACAGACUCAGGGGAAGGCCACACCAAACUCUGACGCUAUUGGCGAACUCGGAUUAAGCUCGGAGGACAUCAAAUCCGACAACUCGUCAUCGCUGGAGGUGGACAAUACCUCCUCGGGCAUGUCGGCGGUGCCAGAGAUCCAACACUUGGACUUCACGGAUGCGCCAUGGGAUGAAUCUGAGAGCUUUAAGCUGCGCAAGUAUCCAUCCUGGGAGUUUGAUUGGGACUCCAUUCUCUCUUUCAAUUAGUGCUUCUCGAUCCGCAAUGUUCUCUUAUCUUGUCUUUCGUUGCAUCUUGGUCUGCUACUCUUUGCUGUGGCUGCUGCAAAUGGAAUUUUAGACAUUUGCAUGGCUUUACUGAGGCUUCAAUCUCUUCGGUUGAGGGAUAAGACUCUGAAUCUACGUCAGACGAUGAGUCUGAAUAGUGUUCGUGUGGGUGCGUAUUUAUAUAAAAUACUUGAUCGAGUCCUUCUGUUUAUUGGUGUCG